Molecule: messenger RNA, 1097 nt
Organism: Theobroma cacao (cacao)
Lineage: Eukaryota; Viridiplantae; Streptophyta; Magnoliopsida; Malvales; Malvaceae
Gene: SEN1
Product: Rhodanese/Cell cycle control phosphatase superfamily protein
Source: RefSeq, a predicted model, not a curated record
UUCAAACUUAUCCAUGCAAAAGGGCCGCAACGAGUGCCAUUUCCAAUUUGUCAACCUCUUCUGAUUCCUUUGUAUUUAUCCAAUCCUCUCAACUGAUCACUCAACAACCUCAUCUCGCGUGGCGCUGAUGCUCCUCUUUCAAGACAAAUCUCAUUAAACAAUCAGCUUUAGCCACCUCAACCAUCCACUAUACAUAGCAAAUCUCUCUUGUACAGGAACAUCUGGACUCUUGAGAAAUCAUCUAGCAAAAAGUUUCAACUAGACCAGCAGGAUAUGGAAGCUGCAUCGCUUAUUUCUUCUUCUUGCUUCACUGUCUCUUCCCUUCCUUCAGCUCUCUGUCCUCAAAAUCUCCACCAUAGGGGCCUGUUUCCAUUAGCUGUAAAUUCGCAGGGAUGUAGAAUAGCUGUUGUCCGCAAAAACUUGAGCUUCUGCCCCAAGGCUGCUCUGAGAGGAAAUGUGCAGGCAACAGGAGUUCCAACUUCUGUGCCAGUAAGAGUGGCACAUGAGCUUCAUCAAGCUGGGCAUCGAUAUUUGGAUGUCAGGACUCCUGAAGAGUUCAGUGCGGGGCAUGCCCCUGGGGCUAUCAACAUUCCUUACAUGUGCAAAGUUGGAUCAGGAAUGACAAAGAACCCCAAUUUUCUGGCAGAAGUAUCAUCACAUUUUGGAACAUAUGAUGAAAUUAUUGUUGGGUGUCAAGUUGGGAAAAGGUCUCUAAUGGCAGCCACCGAACUUUUAGCUGCUGGCUUUACCGCCGUUACAGACAUUGCUGGAGGGUAUGCGGCCUGGACUCAGAAUCAGCUUCCGACAGAAUGAUGAUGCAGCAGGCUUGCGGGAGAAUUAGUUCCUACUACAAUAAGGUUGAAGACAAGAACCCAAGGGUUGAGUGAGGAAAAGAUCUCACAAAUGCAGUAGUAGCAGUAAAUAUGACAUUUACCGGCUGUAUGUGAAAGUAAAUGUCUGGAGAAAAUCGUUUCCUGUUCUUCUGUAGCGAAAAGGAAAACAAAAAAAAAAAAAAACAAAAAGCAAAUAAUAGAUGAAUGGAAGUUGUAAACUUUGUACAUAAAAAUCUCAUCUUUUCAACUUUGAUAGAAAAAUCA